This is a messenger RNA of Brassica rapa (field mustard), 1655 nucleotides long. Its product is annotated as signal recognition particle 54 kDa protein 3. The record is from RefSeq and is a predicted model, not a curated record. Gene Ontology annotation, biological process: SRP-dependent cotranslational protein targeting to membrane; SRP-dependent cotranslational protein targeting to membrane, translocation. Gene Ontology annotation, cellular component: cytosol; signal recognition particle, endoplasmic reticulum targeting. Lineage: Eukaryota; Viridiplantae; Streptophyta; Magnoliopsida; Brassicales; Brassicaceae. Gene Ontology annotation, molecular function: endoplasmic reticulum signal sequence receptor activity; ATP hydrolysis activity; 7S RNA binding.
AUCUUUCUCAUUGCUUAAUCUUCUUCGUUGAAAUAAAAGACGAGGAAAGAUGGUGUUGGCGGAGCUCGGCGGACGUAUUACACACGCUAUACAUCAGAUGCGCAACGCCACAAUCAUCGAUGAAAAGGCUCUGAAUGAAUGCUUGAACGAGAUCACUCGUGCUCUUCUUCAGUCCGAUGUUUCGUUUUCCCUUGUCAAGGAGAUGCAGACCAACAUUAAGAAGAUCGUCAACCUCCAGGAUCUAUCUGCCGGCCACAACAAGCGCCGGAUCAUUGAGCAGGCUAUCUUCAGUGAACUGUGUAAGAUGCUGGAUCCGGGAAAGCCUGCCUUUUCCCCCAAAAAGACCAAACCUAGCAUUGUUAUGUUUGUCGGAUUACAAGGUGCUGGAAAAACCACCACGUGCACGAAGUAUGCUUAUUAUCAUCAGAAGAAAGGCUACAAACCAGCUCUAGUCUGUGCUGAUACUUUCAGGGCGGGUGCUUUUGACCAGCUGAAACAGAAUGCUACUAAGGCUAAGAUCCCCUUUUAUGGAAGCUACACUGAAUCAGAUCCUGUGAAAAUUGCUGUUGAGGGAGUUGAUAGGUUCAAGAAAGAAAACUGUGAUCUUAUUAUUGUUGAUACCAGUGGUCGCCAUAAACAAGAAGCUUCUCUCUUUGAAGAGAUGCGUCAAGUUGCUGAAGCAACGAAACCCGAUCUUGUUAUAUUUGUCAUGGAUAGCAGUAUUGGUCAAGCUGCGUUUGAUCAAGCUCAGGCAUUUAGGCAAAGUGUUGCUGUGGGAGCUGUGAUUAUUACCAAGAUGGAUGGCCAUGCCAAGGGUGGUGGUGCUCUUAGCGCUGUUGCAGCUACAAAAAGCCCUGUGAUAUUCAUUGGAACAGGAGAGCAUAUGGAUCAGUUUGAAGUCUUUGACGUCAAACCAUUUGUCAACCGUCUCUUAGGAAUGGGUGAUUUGUCUGGAUUGGUAGAUAAACUACAAGAGGUGGUACCUAAAGAUCAACAGGCUGAGUUUGUGGAAAAGAUUUCCAAGGGUAACUUUUCAAUGAGAAUGAUGUACGAGCAGUACCAGAGUGUCCUGAGCUCCGGGCCACUUAACCAGUUGUACUCAAUGCUGCCUGGAGUUAGUGCCCAAAUGAUGCCGGAAGGAGAAAGCGAGGCUAAGAUAAAGCGAUACAUGACAGUGAUGGAUUCUAUGACAAAUGAAGAGCUGGAUAGCUCAAACCUGAAGGCGUUUAACGAGUCAAGGAUAAUGCGGAUAGCGAGAGGGUCAGGGAGGAUUGUAAGAGAAGUGAUGGAGGUGUUGGAAGAGUACAGGAAGAUGGCAAAGACAUUUAGCAACUGGAAAGGAUUCAAGAUGCCAAAGAAUGGAGAUAUGAGCUCAAACAAGAGCGCUCAACAGCUGAUGAGCAAAGUCAUGUCGCCUCAGAUGCUGCAGCGGUUUGGUGGCAUGAGUGGUCUGCAGAGCCUGAUGAGGCAGAUGGGAACAAACAUAUGAUCAGACAAAUAGUAGUUUAUUUAUACCUUCCACAGCCAAAGUUUUAGACAUUUUUCCCUUUUCUUCUUCUGGAUUUUUUAAAGUACAAAAAUCCCCACAUGGCUAACAAGAUUGAUGACAAAGCUUAUAGUUAAUAUGACAUGGACAAUCACAUUUAUUAUUGACA